Molecule: messenger RNA, 2386 nt
Organism: Parastagonospora nodorum SN15
Lineage: Eukaryota; Fungi; Ascomycota; Dothideomycetes; Pleosporales; Phaeosphaeriaceae
Exons: 2
Coding region: 227-1921 (564 amino acids)
Biological process (GO): mitochondria-nucleus signaling pathway; negative regulation of transcription by RNA polymerase II; regulation of nitrogen utilization
Cellular component (GO): cytoplasm
Source: RefSeq, a predicted model, not a curated record
CUACUUCACUGCAACACUCGCAAACACGGCGCCCUUGACCACCACCGCCCCUACCACAUCCUCUGUCUCCAUGUAUCCGACGCCGCUGUAGUAACGCCGGCACUCUUCCUGCUGGCCCUGCUGCUCUCCGUUGACGCAAUCCCACGCUCGCCGACGCCCAUCACUGACGCAAGCGGAACGCCCACCACAACACCACCACAACAACAAGACCGAUCCGAUCCCCACGAUGCCGCUCCACGCCGAACGACCCAUUGUGCGAGUCGAGCACAGCUCCAUGCGCACCAUCGAGACGCGCAACACGGAGAACCUCUUUGGCCUCUGGUCUGUCUUUGCACGAUGCUCUCCGGCCAUGGAGGACGGCAAGCGCUACGAGAACAUGGCGUGGCGGCUGUGGUCGCGCGAGACGUUCUGCUGCCAGCCCGACAACCUUGUCUCGCCGCAGUGGUCGUUUGAGCAGCAGUUGCCCGCUGAGAUGCCCGAACUGUCUACAAGCGUGGCGUCCGACGACUCUAACCUGGACACGGCCAUCACCACGGCGUCCCGCUCCGACUCUACCUCGGCACCGCGCCCGGACCUGCGCCGCCACGACUCGGCGAGCAGCCACGCCCGUGGCAAGCACAUGACGCCCAUCGGCCUGGAGAAGGUCGUCAACUCGAUUCAAGAGAAGAAGUUCCUUGAGCCGUUGUCGCCACUCCCACCGCAGCUCGCCGCGCCCAUUGCUGAAAAGCAGAAGCCCGCAGAGGCACCCACUCCCCGCCCCGCCUCCCCACCGACCACUGCACGCCGCAUUCCAGAGUCGUCGUCGUCCACCGUCGCAACCGUCCAGGACAGCGAGCCCAUGAGCCCACCUGUCGGCUCCGAGGCGAGCACCUCCACCGACAUGAGCCACCACAGCGUCGUCCGCGGCUUCGAGCGUGGCCAUAUCUCCACCUCGGUCCGCUCCAGCACCAGCCUCAACCCGACGCCUAUCCUCAAGACAUCAGCCAGCUUUGUCGCUCGCCAGCCUCCGUCCAGGCUCGAGCUUGGCAAGAAGCGGCAGCCCAUGUUCACGCUCGGCGGCUCUUCCGAUGAGGAUGCUGCCAGCUCCUUCGAGGCUUACUCCUUGAGGCAGCGCAGCUCACUCACCGACAACAUCCGCAAGGCUCCUCCCAUGAAGAAGACGACCUCAUUCAAGCAGGAGGUCAGCACCCGCACCUACCACGACGUGACAUCUGACAGCGAUGCUGCCAUUGAAUCUGACAGCGAAGACGAUGUCGACGAGAGCGCUAUCGAGGAAGAAGACUCUGAGGAUGGCGAGUGGGACGACGUUGAUGAGGAGGAGAGCGGCCCGGCUAGUCCCAAGCAGAACAACAUGUUCGACCGCGUCGAGUCCAAGUCCAACCUCCUUACCUCCCAUCGAUCCCUCCUCACCACCGCCCUCCACGAGGGUGACCGAGCAAAGCAGCUGCAGAAUGAAGCAUCGCGCUCUACUUCUGCCAUUCGACGAUCCCGCACUACCACCCCGAACGGUCCUUCUUGUGGCAACUCGCCUCAGGAGGAGGGUUUGAUGAUGAGGUCUCAAUCUCGUGCCAAACCGAUCAUACAGACCACCUCGAACAACUACACACCAGCCAUGUCGCCGCGUACUACACGAAGGGCUAUGCUUCAAAGUGAACUCACGUCCUCAUUAAGACAGAACCUGUUGUGGGAGCGCCAGCAGAAGAAUGCCACCAGCAAUGCUGUGGCCAAGCGCCAACAGAGCGCCAUUUCCUUGCCCGCCCUACGUCGAGCAGCCACCACCAGCAACAUCACCAAUGCAAACGCUGAAGCACAGCCGACCCAGGACAGGGUGAAACCUUUCAUGGACGACGCCAAGUUCAACAGCCUCAACCACGACGUCUACUCUGCUGGUAUUAACCAAUAUCACCAGGCGGGCUGGUAAGUCAACCGCCGCCUCUUCAUUUGCACUUUUAGCGGCAUCUGCGAACAGGCACUGGGCCUGCGGCGUUUCUUUGAUCAUUUCCUUUCUACUUCUGGCCAUCCUGGCGACUACAAUGAGCGGUCGACGAUGGAUUAUUUCCCUCAAAACACAUUGAACCUAACCAGGUCUCUGUAUGCCACGAGGCAACGAAUUUCUUUCAAACAGUUUACCACGCCGCAAAAGGCGAUAUGGUUUGAAGAUAGGUCACGGCUCACGCCUGCGUGCUCUGGUCGGACUCUCUGUCGAGCGACCUCGACAGCUCUGUACUAUCACUUUGCAUUUGUACUACUAGGCUCGAAUAGUCGAGCAUUAUACCCUGGCGGCGGCGUAGUACGGCUCUACGAAGCCGCAGACGAGGAUAGCAUUACCUCUACAUGAGAUAGGUGGUGCUUUAGCUAGGCACUUAAUGACAAAAGCGGAUUCUUC